AUGAACAACAAGAAUUACUCUUUCGUGUUUCUCUUAUCUUUUCUUACUCUACCCAUCUUUCACUCAACCUCUUGUACACUCGAAUGUGGAGGUAUUCAGAUUCCUUUCCCCUUUGGAAUCGAACCAGGUUGCUAUCUCGACGAGUGGUACCAAAUCGAGUGUCAAAGAAAAGCUGAUAACGAGAAAGAUUUUCCGUUCCUUGUCAAGAUGAAAAUGGAGGUUGUGAAUAUUACCCUUCUGGCGGCCGGUUAUUAUAGCCCGGAAUUUUCUUCAGUUCGUGUAAGAAACCCGAUCACAUCCCCUCGUAGCUGUUGGUUGCAACACCAAGGCAUCGCUGACAAAUGUAGAACCAGAAAUGGUGGGAUGCGAGUCGACUUGCACUACAAGCAACAAUGCACAGACCAUCCCUUUUUUCAACAAAGUUGGAUGCUCUCGCCUUCCCUCCGUUUUCAUCACCGGGACCAAUUACUACCAAACCAUCUUGCCUACCAACUAGGCAACUACGUACCGUUUUGCAAUAUAACGAGAGAAGAAGAUUCGAGAAUCUGCAAUGGGAACGGAUGUUGCCAGGCAAAAGCACCUGGGGAUGCUCAACAGAUGAUUGGUGUCACAAUAACAAACAGUGACAAUGGAAACUUGACGACUGAAGGAGAUUGCAAAGUCGCCUUCUUAACAGACGAAGUAUACACUUUAUCAAAUGAAACCACACCAGAAAAACUUUUCUCUAAGGGAUACGCUACUGUUACCCUAGGAUGGUUCAUCCGAACGAGUAAUGCUUCUUUUCUACCAUCCUUGGGAUGCGAAAACAGAGAAGAAUUUGAUGCAAAAGACUUUGAUAUGCGCAAAGCAAAAUGCACAUGCGAUAAUCAUACAGUUUCUGGUAUCAGUUAUGGAAGCUGUGCAUGUUCUCCGGGUUGCCUGGGUAAUCCUUACAGUGUGGGCGACUGCAAAGAAAUUAAUAUGUGCCUUGUUGAUCCAUGUGGCAAUUUGAAAAUUUGCAAGCAUACCUCGGCAGGUCGUGACUGCGUGAACCUCCACAUUCCAGAAAUAUUGACAGGUCUGGGUGCAGGUCUCUUUGUCUUAAUCCUAGUUUUUGGAUCAUUGUGGCUGAGGAAGUUUCGUAGACGGAGAAGGAUAUCAAAGCGCAAGAGGAAUUUCUUCAAACGUAACGGGGGACUAUUGUUGCAACAGCAGUUAAAUACAACACAAGGCAACGUGGAAAAAACAAAAAUAUUCACCUCGAAAGAGCUGGAGAAAGCCACCGAUAACUUCAACGUUGACAGAAUUGUUGGACAGGGUGGUCAAGGAACUGUCUACAAAGGUAUGCUUGUAGACGGCCGAUCCGUAGCAGUCAAGAAAUCAAACGUUGUAGACGAAGACAAACUACAAGAGUUCAUCAACGAGGUCAUCAUUCUCUCCCAGAUUAACCACAGGCACGUCGUAAAGCUCUUAGGAUGUUGCCUUGAGACAGAAGUUCCUGUUUUGGUUUACGAGUUUAUCACCAACGGAAACCUCUUCCAGCAUCUCCAUGAAGAGUUUGAUGACUAUGCAGUGCUGUGGGGUGUGCGUAUGCGCAUUGCAGUAGAUAUCGCUGGAGCUUUCGCCUAUCUGCACACUGCUGCUUGUUCUCCAAUUUACCACAGAGAUAUCAAGUCAACAAACAUAUUACUGGACGAGAAAUACCGAGCCAAGGUGUCUGACUUUGGAACUUCAAGAUCAGUUACCAUAGAUCAUACUCACUGGACAACAGUCAUUUCAGGUACAGUGGGCUAUGUGGAUCCAGAAUACUACGGAUCGAGCCAUUUUACUGAAAAGAGCGAUGUUUAUAGCUUUGGAGUUGUCCUUGCGGAGCUUAUUACUGGUGAGAAGCCAGUGAUAACACUUUUGAAUACUCAAGAAAUAACGGGGUUGGCAGAUUACUUCAGACUUGCAAUGAAAGAGAACAGACUCUUUGAUAUCAUUGAUGCCAGGAUAAGAAACAAUUGCAAGCUAGAACAAGUAAUUGCAGUGGCAAAUCUGGCAAUGAGGUGUCUGAAGAAGGCGGGGAAGAAUCGACCGGACAUGAGAGAAGUUUCUACUGAGUUAGAGAGGAUAUGUUCAUCUCCAGAGGAGUUUCAGGUGCAAAUUCAGAUUGAUGGGGAAGAUAAGUUCAAGUUAUUCAGAGGAGAUUCUUGUAGUAGCACAGUGACUGCAAGAACAAAGUGA
Messenger RNA from Eruca vesicaria subsp. sativa (arugula), 2205 nucleotides. The record is from the annotation of a GenBank genome assembly. NCBI's taxonomy places the organism in Eukaryota, Viridiplantae, Streptophyta, Magnoliopsida, Brassicales, Brassicaceae.